AUGUCUCUCAAAGGAAAACUUGCCAUUGUUACUGGCAGCGGAAAAGCAAACGGAAUAGGCUUCAGCAUCGCGAAUGAGCUUGCUCAACUUGGUGCGGAUAUUGUUCUUCACUACAAUACCAACAAAGAAGCAGCUCUGCAGAGUGUGAAAGCAAUCGAGUCGUUGAACGUGAAAGCCAUUGCUGUCCAGAGCAAUGCAUCCAGCUUGACAUUUGGCAAAGAUAUUAUUUCCACAGUCACUUCCGCAUUCCCUGGUCGAAAGAUCGACAUCAUUGUGAACAAUUCGGGAGCCGCUAUAUUCCAUCCUGAUACUGCAACCAUUGCUCCGGAAGACUUCGACACGCUUUUCCAGGCCAAUGUUCGCGGGUCCUUUCUGCUGGUACAAGCGGCUUUGCCGUAUCUAUCAGCUCCAGGAGGAAGGAUAAUCAAUAUUAGCAGUGUCGUGGCUCGCAGUGGUAGUCAAUUUGCGGCCCUGUAUGCCGGGUCAAAGGCUGCUCUCGGUGCGAUUGCUCUAGGAUGGGCAGAGGAGCUCGGUCCCGAAGGGAUCACGGUCAACACUAUUGCGCCAGGUCCUAUUGAUACUGAUCUGGCGCCACCGGAGGAUCACCCACUGGUGCAGAAGUUCCGUGUCGAGCAAAGUAUCAAGAGAAAUGGGACUGUCCAAGAAGUUGCACGUGUAGUAGCUUUCAUCGCCAGUCCGGCAAGCUCAUUUGUGACCGGCCAAAACAUAGCUGUCGAUGGAGGCCUGACCUAUGUAUAG
Messenger RNA from Talaromyces atroroseus, 759 nucleotides. RefSeq lists its product as hypothetical. The transcript has 2 exons. Lineage: Eukaryota; Fungi; Ascomycota; Eurotiomycetes; Eurotiales; Trichocomaceae. The coding region runs from base 1 to 759 and encodes 252 amino acids. The record is from RefSeq and is a predicted model, not a curated record. Gene Ontology annotation, molecular function: oxidoreductase activity.